Molecule: messenger RNA, 882 nt
Organism: Fusarium graminearum PH-1
Lineage: Eukaryota; Fungi; Ascomycota; Sordariomycetes; Hypocreales; Nectriaceae
Product: glucosamine 6-phosphate N-acetyltransferase
Exons: 2
Coding region: 165-695 (176 amino acids)
Biological process (GO): UDP-N-acetylglucosamine biosynthetic process
Cellular component (GO): endoplasmic reticulum-Golgi intermediate compartment; Golgi apparatus; endoplasmic reticulum
Molecular function (GO): glucosamine 6-phosphate N-acetyltransferase activity; monosaccharide binding
Source: RefSeq, a predicted model, not a curated record
CCUUUUUCACAUAGAAUAUACUUUUGUCUUAGAGUCUCUCCGUCCCAUUCCUCUUUCCAAUUGCAUCCCUUUUACGCUACUCGCUGAGACAAAGCCUCUCCUGUGCCGUCUCUCCGAUCACAACCCCGCCAAAACUCCCAUCCCCCACCAAACUCGACACCGCCAUGGCUCAAGAAGGUAUCUUCAGCGCCAACCUCCUCUCUUCCGAGGUCAAGGCCGCUCUCCCUGAGGGCUACACCCUGCGCGCUUUGCGCAAGUCCGACUUCAACAACGGUUUCCUCGACUGCUUGCGCGUCUUGACCACGGUUGGCGAUAUCACCGAGGCCGACUUCGUUAAGCAGUACGACGACAUGGCCGCUGCUGGCAGCUACUACAUUAUCAUCAUUGAAGACACCUCGCGCAAAGAAAACCCUGUCGUCGGUACUGGUGCUCUGAUCACUGAGCGCAAGUUCAUCCACUCCCUUGGCGCCGUCGGCCACAUCGAGGAUAUCGCUGUCGCAAAGGACCAGCAGGGCAAGAAGCUAGGUCUCCGAAUCAUCCAAGCGCUCGAUUAUGUCGCCGAGCAGGUCGGCUGCUACAAGAGUAUCCUGGAUUGCAGCGAGGCCAACGAAGGUUUCUACGUUAAGUGCGGUUUCCGACGAGCUGGUCUCCAAAUGGCCCACUACUACGAGGGCGAAAAGGGUAAAUCUAAGUGAUUUCUUUACUAGAUACGACAUUACGAAGUGUCUGUUCCCAAUUAUACCCUUAUAUCGUUAUCUAUACCUUGGCGCAAGGCAUAUAGGCUGAUGCGGGUUUUUCGCAUGACACAGGCAGUAAAAUCUAGAGGGAUGUGAUAAACUCGGAUGGUAGAUUUGGCGAUGGAUCAUAGACGGGUUUCCUUGC